UGUCAGGCACCGCGGGGACGCCUUUCAGAGCGCCCGGCUCGUCGCGGCGCGGGGGCGCGCACGCCGCCCAGCUCUGGGGCCGCAGAGGGGGCGGGGCGGGACGUCCGGGGAGUGCGCACGCAUCCGGCCCGCGGCGCGCGCGCAGGUCGGUGCGUCGGUCGGGGGCGCGCUCGGGUACCUGUACCCCACGUAGUCGCCGGUUACCGAUCGGACUAAGUUCCAGAAACGAGACAAAGUAAUAAUAGGUACUGUGGGAAAAAACACAGAAGAGCAAUUUUGUAAUAUAGUGGUGAUUUACAAGUCAAGUUAAAAUGUCCCCAGAAGUGGCCUUGAACCGAAUAUCUCCAAUGCUCUCCCCUUUCAUAUCUAGUGUGGUCCGGAAUGGAAAAGUGGGACUGGAUGCUACAAACUGUUUGAGGAUAACUGACUUAAAAUCUGGCUGCACAUCAUUGACUCCCGGGCCCAACUGUGACCGAUUUAAACUGCACAUACCAUAUGCUGGAGAGACAUUAAAAUGGGAUAUCAUUUUCAAUGCCCAAUACCCAGAACUGCCUCCCGAUUUUAUCUUUGGAGAGGAUGUUGAAUUCCUGCCAGACCCCUCAGCUUUGCAGAAUCUUGCCUGCUGGAAUCCUUCAAAUCCUGAAUGUCUCUUACUUGUGGUGAAGGAACUUGUGCAACAGUAUCACCAAUUCCAAUGUAGCCGCCUCCGGGAGAGCUCCCGCCUCAUGUUUGAAUACCAGACAUUACUGGAAGAGCCACAGUAUGGAGAGAACAUGGAAAUUUAUGCUGGGAAAAAAAACAACUGGACUGGUGAAUUUUCAGCUCGUUUCCUUUUGAAGUUGCCAGUGGAUUUCAGCAAUAUCCCCACAUACCUUCUCAAGGAUGUAAAUGAAGACCCUGGAGAAGAUGUGGCCCUCCUCUCUGUUAGUUUUGAGGACACUGAAGCCACCCAGGUGUACCCCAAACUGUACUUGUCACCUCGAAUUGAGCACGCACUUGGAGGCUCCUCGGCUCUUCAUAUCCCAGCUUUUCCAGGAGGAGGAUGUCUCAUUGAUUACGUUCCUCAAGUAUGCCACCUGCUCACCAACAAGGUGCAGUACGUGAUUCAAGGGUAUCACAAAAGAAGAGAGUAUAUUGCUGCUUUCCUCAGUCACUUUGGCACAGGUGUCGUGGAAUAUGAUGCAGAAGGCUUUACAAAACUCACUCUGCUGCUGAUGUGGAAAGAUUUUUGUUUUCUUGUACACAUUGACCUGCCUCUGUUUUUCCCUCGAGACCAGCCAACUCUCACAUUUCAGUCCGUCUAUCACUUUACCAACAGCGGACAGCUUUACUCCCAGGCCCAAAAAAAUUAUCCGUACAGCCCCAGAUGGGAUGGAAAUGAAAUGGCCAAAAGAGCAAAGGGAUGCCAAGGGAGCAGAGAUGCCUGCAGCCCGUGGGAGCAAGUCCUGGCCUUUGCAGUUGCAAAAACUGGCUGCAAGCUGCUCCAGCCCCAGAGGAACAGGCCAAGCUCCAGAGGGCCUCCUUGGAGGGCCUCAGAGGGAGAGAGAACUGCUCAGUAAUUUUGAUCGCUUUGGGCUUAUUUCAAAACCUUUGUCCCUCAGUUCCAGGAGGCAGCGUUUGCCAAUGGAAAGCUCUAGGAAACACCAGUCUUGAGAGGUGGCCAGCCAGACUGCCUGUCCACAUGCGUGUCAGCACAUACAGCCGCUUCCUGGAAGCCGCCUGGAAUGUCUUCACGGCAGCGUUUUGCUCACACAGCAGCUUUGCACACCCCAGGCAGCCCCAACUGCUGAAAUCCAACUUGAGCUGGCUGGUGGUCCCUGGAUCCUAGAGCCCUUCACUUCGGGUUACUCCCUCUUUCUUGCCUCUAUUUCUUAGUUGGAAGAAAUAAACUCACAAAUUACGGUGCAGUAAUUUUCCGGGGAAAGUAAAGCAUCAGGAAUGCCCACACCUUUCUUCCAAAGCCUUUGUCUCUGAGACCUCUUAAGAUUAAAUGCCCCUCGCCGUUUUUCCUCUGAAA
Rhinopithecus roxellana (golden snub-nosed monkey) is the source of this 2017-nucleotide messenger RNA. It is a transcript of the gene BABAM2, whose product is annotated as BRISC and BRCA1 A complex member 2. Gene Ontology annotation, cellular component: BRCA1-A complex; BRISC complex. The transcript is spliced from 14 exons. The coding region runs from base 312 to 1559 and encodes 415 amino acids. Gene Ontology annotation, biological process: double-strand break repair. NCBI's taxonomy places the organism in Eukaryota, Metazoa, Chordata, Mammalia, Primates, Cercopithecidae. The record is from RefSeq and is a predicted model, not a curated record.